This is a messenger RNA of Brugia malayi, 1014 nucleotides long. RefSeq lists its product as uncharacterized. The coding region runs from base 1 to 1014 and encodes 337 amino acids. The record is from RefSeq and is a predicted model, not a curated record. NCBI's taxonomy places the organism in Eukaryota, Metazoa, Nematoda, Chromadorea, Rhabditida, Onchocercidae. The transcript has 4 exons.
AUGUUGCAGUUGCAUCGUAUCUGUAGCGAUUUACAAAUUGACACUGCAGCGCAGCAAUUGUUAUUAUCUCCUACUAAUAUGAAAGUAAACGUUGCGGCACAGCGGUUGCCAUUAUCUUCUCUGCAAACGCAAGUUGUAACACAACAGUUACCAUCAUGUUCUAAGCUACCAGUGAACGUUCCUUCACAACGUUUGCCAUCAUCCUCUGCUGUUCAGUCUAGCGUUACGGCACAGCAAUUGCUACUACCUUCUAAUCAACACGAGAAAAUUCCGCUACAGCAGUUGCCUUUAUCUUCUAAUUUACAUGAAAAAAAAGAAACUCAGUCGUUAUCAUUGCCUUCUACAAAAUCUUUGCAAGGAACCGAUGAAUUUCAGCAGAAUUUAUCAUUUAUUCAUAAAAUUCGACUGUUACAUGAUCAAGCAACACAUUAUGCUAGAUUAGCACAAGAUGCUUGGGAAGAAGCUAGAGCGAUUGCUUCUUCUUUAAAUAUGCCACCGCCAUCACUACCAGAUGCGGUCGAUUUAAUGACACAUAAUUACUUGAAAUACCGAAAGCAAUGGAAUUCACUGAAAACAGUUGAAGAACGAGAAAAUAUUACACCAAAUUUAUCACAAGCUGGUAAUCUAGAAAAUCCCGUAUCACCAUCUCGCUUUCAAUCGAUUUCCAAAUGGGUGAAGCCAACAAGAAGCACUAGUUCUGUACUGGAUCCCAAUUUCAAUAAAUUACCCACAAAAAUAUCCCGAAUAGAGGAAGAUUUCUGCAGGAACGCUGAUGCAAAAUUAAUGAUAAAUUUAGCUGAAGAAAUGAUCGAUCAGCAGUUACCAACGACAUCGUUGCAACGAACCAACCCUAUGGAAGGAUUACACCUGCCUCACAGGCAGCAAAUACCUGGUGAAUUAAUAAAUCCGAACCUGUCAGACAUCAGACGCAGUUACAAUCUACAGCGUAUGCAACAACGAUUAAACGCUGCCCUUGCAGUUGGGAAAAAAGUAAAACGAAGUCAAAGAAAAUAA